AUGGGAACUGUUUCAAGCAAAAUCGAUGAUUCGGGGACCCUGUUCUUCAAGGACCAGAAUAGAUUUGCUAUCGCAAAUAUAACGGUUCUAAAUGCGCAGGGGCGGGCACUGUUACAUCUUGCACCAAAUGGAUUCCCCGCAUCGAGAUAUAUCGCCACGCGCCACUCUGGCGAUGACAGCCCCGUUGAAUAUGUGCAGGAUCCCGACCCGCCACAGUCCACAUCAACACCAUCCUUCCUCCUUCGGUUGAAUAACGACGAUGAACUUUCCUUCAAAUUCACAUUUAUAAUCAGGCAGACACAGUCUGGCCAGGUUUUCAAUUCCAACAUCAACGGAGUGGCAACUUCUCUACCAGAGACUACGGAUACAAGCCUUAUGGGCCUAACGUUUGCGCAUGCGACCAAUAUCAAGGAACUUGACAACCUGAUAACAAGAGAGUUUCACGCGAAUCCAAACUUACAGAAUAACUCAAACGUACAGCUAGUCGGGGAUUUCUCAACAAGCGGAAGUCCCUCUAUUCAGUUUGAUUGGACUUGGAAAUGGAAACCACCCAAGGCAGUAGAAGACAAAGGCGGCGGUUGGCGCAACAGUUGCAGCUUUCUCGACUACGAUCAAAGGACUAACCGCUUGAACACCUUGGCAAAUAUCACGUUCUGGGUUCAGAAUACAGUGCGCCCUGGAUCUAGCCCGCAAUUGAUGUCACCUCCGAAUUUGGAUAUUGGUUAUCCUGCGCGCAAUCGCAUGCCAUCAAGUCAGUCGUUCUUGUCUCAUUUGAGUGACACAGAGGCCCCGGGCAUGACAGGACAGUCGGUUAGUCCUGGAGAGUUGGCAACACCCGGUCCACCAUCGUCGUCUUCAUCUGUGCCUGUUGCCAACAUGCACGCUCCGGUCAAAGUCGACCUUCCGUCACGACAAGGCGACGAUAUGAGUGCCGUAGAAGAUGGUCCAUUGUUCCGUGCUACAAUGAAAGCCUUGGAGCAGAAGACGGGGAAUAUGCGCACGAAGAUCAAGAAGGUGCUCAAGAAAGCCGAGGCGGCUCACAUGGCCCAAUUGGCCUGCAACGAUGCUGUAAACGGUUUCAUUUCAGCUUUGAAUGAUGCGUCAGCCUCCAACGCCAAUGCUAUCCAACCCGCCAUGGAGCAUUAUUUCGAAAGAAUUGCACGAGAGAUUCUCAAAUACGAGCAAAUCAACGCAGUUCAGCUCCAGAAGCUCGUCAUCGAGCCAUUGUCAAAACUAUAUCAGAACGAUAUCAAGCAGGCAGAAUCCAAGAAGAAGGAUUUCGAUGAAGAAAGCAGGGACUAUUACGCCUAUGUUGGUCGGUACUUGGGGCAACGACAAGAUUCGUUAAAGGAGAAGAAGCGGGUUGAGAGUGAUUCCAAGUAUCAGACGAAACGCCGAAACUUUGAGUUGAAACGGUUCGACUACUCCUCUUUCAUGCAGGACCUUCAUGGUGGUCGAAAGGAACAAGAAGUCCUAUCGCAUCUCACGAAGUAUGCGGAGACACAAGCAAGGAAUUAUCUGUCAACAGCCAAGAAAGUAGAAGAUAUGCUUCCGCAACUAGAGGCAUUAGUACGAGAAGUUGAUCAAGCAGACAAGGAGUUCCAGUUCAAACGGACAGAAAGAGAAGAGAAACGAAGAGCUUUGGAGAAGAGUAGCAAGACUUAUGUGGAACCGGACAGUGCAAGUACCUCCGCUGCAUUGGGAGCAACAAAUAACCCACAGCAGCCGGAGCCAGAGCUCAAUCGAGCAGAUAGUACUGGUUCGCAGCUCAGAAGUGUGCAUAGUAACACCUCGUCAAUCUCUUCACAAACGGCUCAGUCUCCCGGCCAAGCCGGUCUGAGUAGCUCGCUCUCCAACGCAAGUUCGACUGGCGGAAAUCGUUUCAAGGGUAUUCGCGAUCUCGAAGAACGUGAUAACUCGUUGGUAACUGGCUAUGACAAACAAGGAGGUCCUCAAAGAAAGGAAGGCUUGCUCUGGGCUUUGUCACGGCCCGGCUCGCAUAUUGAUCCUAAGGGUAUCAAUAAACAGGCAUGGCAUAAGUUUUGGAUUGUGCUGGACCAAGGCAAACUUUCUGAAUAUAGCAACUGGAAACAACGGUUAGAUCUCCAUAUAGAACCCAUCGAUCUUCGCAUGGCAUCUGUUCGAGAGGCGAGAAAUGCAGAUCGUCGUUUCUGCUUUGAGGUGAUCACCCCUCAGUAUAAGCGCAUAUACCAAGCAACUUCCGAAGAGGAUAUGAGUAAUUGGAUAACGGCCAUCAACAAUGCCUUGCAAAGUGCCGUUGAAGGGCGCAGUGCGCCGCCAUCCAUGCCUCCACCAUCAGCACACAACGAGAAUAGUUCCAUCCGGCGUGACAUUGGGUCAAUUCUGACUGGUAAAAGCUCUUCCUACUCUGGACAGCACGGUUAUUCCACCACUGCAUCCUCGAAUACGAACACUGUCAACCGACGGACGACUGUGGGUGCACGGCCAAGCUAUAUUCGCAGCGACAGUAAUAGCUAUGAAGAAAAUCCGGCAAAACUAUUGCAGACAAUUCGAGAUGCUGACCACGGGAAUAAGUGGUGUGCCGACUGCGGGUCCACGCUGAAGGUAGAAUGGGUAUCGAUUAAUCUCGGAAUUGUGCUGUGUAUAGAGUGCAGUGGUAUUCAUCGUUCACUGGGAACCCAUAUUUCAAAGAUUCGAUCUUUAACAUUGGAUGUGAACUCUUUCUCGAAUGACAUUGUGGAGAUCCUGUUGCAGGUUGGAAACCGGGUCAGUAAUAUGAUAUGGGAAGCGACGUUGGAUCAAUCGUCAAAGCCACAAGCACAAUCGACCCGAGAACAGCGAUUGAAGUUCAUUACUGCCAAAUACAGUGAACAUGCAUACGUACAACCGUUGGCGGUGGGACUGUCUCAUUAUACCACUCCCAACGAGACAUUGUUGGCAUCAAUCAAGAAGAAUGAUAUACAAGGAGUUCUCUACGGUAUAGCCUUGAAAGCAAACGUCAAUGCCACAGAUCGGUCACGAAACACGCAUGCCGUCUUCCUUGCCCUCGCCGCCGCUGACCCAGCUACUCCUGGAUCUACAUCACCCGGAUUCACUCCCGUGAGCACAGCCAAACAAGCACCACCCAAAGCCAUUCCCUUCCCUAUUGCCGAACUCCUCGUACAAAAUGGGGCAGAGAUCCCACAACAACCUGCACCUAUACUCCUCUCACCUGCCGCACAAUUAUACCUUAGUCAACGCACGGCUACCGUGUCAAAUUCCUUCCCAUCAUCAACAUCGACCGCCACAACUAAUAAUACCACACCGAGCUCCGGGAGAUCUGCAACGGACACUUUAUCGUCGCUACCCCUGAUUAGAGGAGGAUCGACUUCUGAAUCACAUUCGGCGGCGCAUGCACUCGCGCCGCUGGACGGUAGGGAGCGAGAAAGACUUCAAAAGAGGGGCAGUGCCGGUGCAAGAUUUGCCGGCAAAGUUUCAUCUUUGGGUGUUGAUAAGUGA
This is a messenger RNA of Talaromyces marneffei, 3480 nucleotides long. RefSeq lists its product as uncharacterized. NCBI's taxonomy places the organism in Eukaryota, Fungi, Ascomycota, Eurotiomycetes, Eurotiales, Trichocomaceae. The coding region runs from base 1 to 3480 and encodes 1159 amino acids. Gene Ontology annotation, cellular component: endosome; trans-Golgi network; cytoplasm. The record is from RefSeq and is a predicted model, not a curated record. The transcript has 4 exons. Gene Ontology annotation, biological process: intra-Golgi vesicle-mediated transport. Gene Ontology annotation, molecular function: GTPase activator activity; protein binding.